UAACUGGUACAGCCAGCAAACUGAUCAGUCUGGCGAGACUAGCACAUAACAACUUGACCACAUCAGACCUGAAGAAAACAAAGAAGUCUUCUUUCGACAUUAUCAGCUAGAGUUAGAAGAUAUACGUUUAUAUUUUUUAGAUUGUCAUAAUACAUUCGACAGUAAUGCCAUCUGACAGACCUUUCAAACAAAGAAGGACAUUUGCUGAUCGCUGCAAAGAGGUGCAGCAGAUCCGCGACCAGCACCCCAACAAGAUCCCAGUGAUCAUUGAGCGGUACAAGGGGGAGAAGCAGCUUCCUGUGUUGGACAAGACCAAGUUCCUGGUUCCUGACCAUGUUAACAUGAGUGAGCUGGUCAAGAUUAUCAGGCGCCGUUUGCAGCUGAACCCCACCCAGGCCUUCUUCCUGUUGGUGAACCAGCACAGCAUGGUGAGCGUGUCUACCCCCAUUUCUGAGAUCUACGAGCAGGAGAGAGACGAAGACGGCUUUCUAUACAUGGUGUACGCCUCCCAGGAGACCUUCGGCUGCUAGGGAGGAAGAGGAUGAGGAAGGGGGGAUGAGAGGGAAUCUGAGAAGAAGAGGAAGAGAGAAAGAAAUAUGCGCCCACUGGGUUUAUCCAAUAAGGAUCAUGGAUAAACAUCACUGAGUUCCCAUCCCCUAUUCCCCCAACCAACAUCCGGAUUCCCCAUCCCGUGGCCCCACGCCCCUAGUUCCUGACCUCCCAUCCCAGUACCCCUGCUCUCUUGCUCUGUGUAGUAGGGCUAGUUAGAGGUACUCUUGGAGGACCAGUCCCACAGGUCAUGACAUAUAAUUGUCCUUUCCUUUCGCUUUUUACUCUGUCGUCAUACUCUCAUUACCAGGACCUGCGGCUAUAAUCAUAGCACCUCACAUGGCUAGGGUUUGUAAAUAGAUUUUUCACCCGGACACUACAUUUAUUUUGUAUUGAUCCCGUUUUGAGUUAUGUAUUUGGUUGUUUUAAAAUAGUGUCGUCCUAAAUGAGUUUUCCCCCUGUGUGUUAACAGACAGCUAUAAAAUCCACCAAGGUAACCCACAGUAUGUAGUGCGUUCAAGUCCUGAGAGAUGCUACGCUAAAUAUAAGCCACCAUUGAACACUAUUCACCCCUUAAUAAGCUAAGACAGUGUUGUUCUUAGUUUACUGACAUCUCUUCUGUUUCUCUCCACACAGCCUUCACUAUCUGUAGUCAUUUAGCUAGUAUGGGGAAUCAGAUGGAAGGUGUUCGUUUCUAGCAAUUCCCAUUCCUGAGGAUAUCUAGGCCCGGCCCAGAAACAUCCUCUUGUUGCUUGUCUCAGGAUUUAUGGACGUUCACCAGAUUGGUGGCUGUUUCAAUAGGUCUAUAGAAGGGUAAGAUGGAGCUGCUAUUGCCUUGCUUCAUCCAAUCUCGUUUCCUCAGAUCUAAAGUCCAGGGCAAAAGUAACUUGGGGUUAGCGAUGCAUGUUUUGUAACAAUGGGUUGCCAGGCUUGGCAGAGUAUGUGACUCACAGUUGUCGAAGCAGAAAUUCAGCCAAACUGGGAUGACCCAGGCUACAAAACAGGCCCCCUCCUGGUUUCUGGGCCAGGCCUGACCUAGCUAGCUGAGUAAUAUUGGCGCUGGAGGCUAAUCUGCACAAUGCUCUGCUAGGGAUAUGAUGUGUGUUGUGAUAUUUGUUGGUAGAGUAAAGCGGUAACUAGUAUAUAAUGUAGGAACAAGUACGCUUAUUUGCACAUUAUAAAUUAAAAAGAAAUAUAAGACUCGGCAUUGAAUUUAGAAAUGACUGUAUAACAUCUAUUCAUUUUGUAUGUACUGUUUUCUUCUUCCCUGUAGUACACCAUAUGAACAUGUGUGUGUAUGUAUGUAGGUGUGUGUGUGUGUCUGCCUUUGGGUGAAAUGACUUGGGGAACUAGCAGGGCGUGAAACACUACACACCUUGCAUGUUUUCCACAACUUGUUUUUUUAAUUAAGCAAUAGUUAUAAUUGUUUUUAACUUUAUUUAAUUACCAAUCUUUUUAGAUUUGUCCAAACCAAAAACCGAAAGAAAUGUUUAUGUAUGAAACAAGUGUAUGUAUAAUCCAUCAUAUGUUAUCAACUCUGUUACAAAAAGUGUGUUUAUUUGAAAAUUCUGAUAUUGUAACUAAUUCAAGGAGUGUACAUAGCAACAUUGCUACAUCAUUUUAAGCAUUUGCCAAUAAAGAUGUUGCCUUGGAAAAUG
Molecule: messenger RNA, 2207 nt
Organism: Hypomesus transpacificus
Lineage: Eukaryota; Metazoa; Chordata; Actinopteri; Osmeriformes; Osmeridae
Gene: map1lc3a
Product: microtubule-associated protein 1 light chain 3 alpha
Exons: 4
Coding region: 165-530 (121 amino acids)
Biological process (GO): autophagy of mitochondrion; cellular response to nitrogen starvation; autophagosome assembly
Cellular component (GO): autophagosome membrane; cytosol; autophagosome
Molecular function (GO): ubiquitin protein ligase binding
Source: RefSeq, a predicted model, not a curated record